Molecule: messenger RNA, 1308 nt
Organism: Dimorphilus gyrociliatus
Lineage: Eukaryota; Metazoa; Annelida; Polychaeta; Dinophilidae
Source: the annotation of a GenBank genome assembly
AGUUAUGCGGCCAUUCGAUUAUAAGCUCUUGCGGCAGUUUCACCUACAGUUGAAUUCUAACCAUAAACUGGUAAGUGGCAUUUAUAUAUAAAAAUUUUAUGUUAAAUCUAUUUUGCACCGUACAUAGCUUGACUAAAUAUAUUUCAACAAUCGGUAAUUUAUAAUUUAUUUAGUUUAUGUUUAGUAAGUCAAUAGCAAGUGAUUUGCGUAUGAUCUUUAUUAAUCUAUAGUUUAUUCCAUUAAUGUAUCAAUUACAAAGUUAUCUUUGGAAAAAAGUGAUAAAAAUUCCUCUCUUAUACAAUGAUAAACAAUGGCUACGAUGAGUCAGAUGCAAAAGCAUAGUUCUGGUUCUGAUAAUUUAUUCUAGUCUGGAAAUAUUGAUUUGGUCUUUUUUUUUCUCUCUCUCUCUCUCUUUUUCCCUCUAGUUUUGUCUCUAGAAGAAAGAAUAUUUUGAACGCCAGAAUUAUUGUUUGGAUUUUAGAUUGUCAAUAGCAUAAAGAAGGUGAUUGUUAAAAUCUCCUUUUUGAUAGCCUCCACCCUUCCUCGAAUAAUAGACUAUUAUUGACCUUUCAGUAGUUUUUUUUAUAUAAAAACCCAUAGGCUUAUCACUUGAAUAUAUAUAUAUAUAUAUAUAUAUUUAGAUUUAUAUUUAUAUAUUGGCAGUUCUUUUCUAUAAAUAAAUAUAUAUUUUUAUAUAUUAUACAUAAUAUUUGAAUAUUUGUAUAAAUUCAACGUCACGUUCUGUCAAAUUUCUUCUAAGAGCCAGUAUGAACUUGUUGUAGAUAAGAGAUGGCAGCAGCUGAUCCAUUACAAGCGCAAUUUAACAAGUAUGCAAGUAAAACCGAUGCUACUAAGAAGAAGGCGGCAACCUUAAGUGAAGUAACUAAAUGGAUGAAACUCAACAAAGUAUUCAAAACUAAUUUUACAUCGAAUCAUUUGGAUAUUUGCUGGGCAAAGCAUGCCGUAAAAAAAGAUGGAAAUAUUCUCAACUAUGAAGUUUUCAAGACCAAAAUUCUUCCUCUUUGUGCCGAAAAAUACAAAGUUGAUCAUAAAUGCGCUGACGUUGAUGCUGCCCUAAAUGCUUUAAUUGCUGAGCUAAGCAAAGACGUUGCAACUAAGGGAGCGACUACCGCCAACAAAGGCGUUACUGACCGACUCACGGACACUUCUAAGUAUACUGGAGCCCAUAAGGAGAGAUUUGAUGAGAGUGGCAAGGGAAAAGGUAAAGAUGGUAGAGAAGAGCGCGUCGAAAAUAGUGGCUACGUGGGCAACUACAAGGGCCAAGAUACAUACGAUAAAUCUCAUUAA